Molecule: messenger RNA, 2298 nt
Organism: Tupaia belangeri chinensis (Chinese tree shrew)
Lineage: Eukaryota; Metazoa; Chordata; Mammalia; Scandentia; Tupaiidae
Gene: TAB2
Product: TGF-beta activated kinase 1 (MAP3K7) binding protein 2
Exons: 4
Coding region: 45-497 (150 amino acids)
Biological process (GO): positive regulation of canonical NF-kappaB signal transduction; positive regulation of protein kinase activity
Molecular function (GO): K63-linked polyubiquitin modification-dependent protein binding
Source: RefSeq, a predicted model, not a curated record
UACUACUGUGUGUUACAGCUCUAUUGGUACACCAGAAAGCCAGAAUGGAACGACUUCAAAGAGAACUUGAGAUUCAAAAGAAAAAGCUGGAUAAACUAAAAUCUGAGGUCAAUGAAAUGGAAAAUAAUCUAACUCGAAGGCGCCUGAAAAGAUCAAAUUCCAUAUCCCAAAUACCUUCACUCGAAGAAAUGCAGCAGUUGAGAAGUUGUAAUAGACAACUCCAGAUUGACAUUGACUGCUUAACCAAAGAAAUUGAUCUUUUUCAAGCUCGAGGACCACAUUUUAAUCCCAGCGCUAUUCAUAACUUUUAUGACAAUAUUGGAUUCGUAGGUCCUGUGCCGCCAAAACCCAAAGAUCAAAGGUCCACCAUUAAAACACCAAAGACUCAAGACACAGAAGAUGAUGAGGGGGCUCAGUGGAAUUGUACUGCCUGUACUUUCUUGAACCAUCCAGCCUUAAUCCGCUGUGAACAGUGUGAGAUGCCCAGGCAUUUCUGAGCCAGAAGGCCCUAUAUCCUCUCUAAAGCCACAUCUGAAGUUCAAGAAACUAGUUUGUCACCGGGGAACAGUUUCACUGCUACAUAGGAUUUUGUCAGAUUGGAGGUGUGACAAGAUGGCGUUAUGCUAAUAUUCAAUGUCAGCCCACAGAGCUAAUAAUACCUCAGUGUGAUGUCCUGGGCAGGUGAAGUUCAUCACAAGGAAGGUGAUCUGCUGAAAGACGUGGCUGCCGCUGCCCCACCGUGCACAGUGUUACCAGUGUCCCGCAUGGAUCACUCAGCGUGUUCAUGCCUAGCUGUUCCCAGUACCUUUUUCCCCUCAUGUCGCUACUGAAUUUUGACAGGAGGAAGGAAUGGAACGAUAGCUUUUUUUAUUUUAAAGCUUUCAGUGAAACACUACGUACAUGAAGAAAAGGAACAAGGUUUAACUAUUUAAAAACUUUGCUGCCGCAUAGCGCGGGUGGCUAGGGGAAGAACUUCACGAAUCUGUGGUACUCUUGGCCUCGUCUCUGUCUUCCCUGAAAACGUCUCCCUCUGUGAAGCCAGCAUCUAGGGUCUCAGUGGAAAAGGAGAGCAGCAUGCGUGGUCUGUACCAGCGCCCAGCGACCCCCAGAGCUUUUCCUCCUGUACAGAUCUCUCGAGUCUGCCUUAAGUGAUUGCUCUUCUUCAUUAUUUUCUUAUAUUUCUAUAUGUAUAGUGUAAUAGCCUUUUGUUAACUAAUUUUCUUUUUUCCUUUUAGUGGUUAAGCACGAUCAUGUCCCCUUUUAAGCCUUACCAGAGAGAAGCAAUGCCUUAAAAUAAAAAAGCAUUAAUGACAUGAAACUAUGCACAAAAUAACUGUCUUCUACUUACUCUGUACUUUGCCCUCGUGAGUGCCGAUGUUCUGUGAAGACAUCCAGAUACCGCACAGUGGAUUGCAGAAAAGUAUCACAAGCGUCAAGGCAAGAAUUCUUGCGAGUAUACAGGCCACACUGUAUUCUGACUUCGGCAGUGGGUGACACAGUGUUUUGUCUUCCACAGUGAAGCGUAAAACAAAAGGUAUUUUUAACCCGCUGACGGAGCUUCAUCUGCUUGGUGUCCCACAGAACGUUCCUAAGAGAUUAUUGGGAAAGUACAGAUUCAGAACCAGCGACAGCAGCAGUACCCACAGCCCUGUGGUUGGAGAAAAGCUUAGUGCUUUACCGUUGGGGCAAUCCAUCUCUAAACCUGACUUGGUGGCAGUGUCAUGUGUAUUUAUAAAACAAGGCUAGUCACAUCUAGGACAACUGAAGAAAAGCUGGAAAAAAAGAAAAACAAGCAAACUUGAACACUGAAGCAACCUCAAGCAUCUCUUUAUUUUGAUGAUAUAUUUUUGUAAGGAAAAUAAAUAUUCAGAUGAUCAGGAAUGUAUAUAACUAAAUGAAAUCAGAAAAGAAAUAACAGUAUGCAUUUAAAAAGACAGAAUUAUGAAAUUAUAUAUCAGUGCUUAGAGUGGGGCUAAGGGAGGUGCUGAAAUACAGCAAAAGACAGGGGCUAAUGUAGACCAUCACCCACUGUAAAUAUUUGCAAGUGGCUCUGUUUUAAAUAAACAGGAAGGUUACAGGUGAUUUCUAGGAAUGUCAAGGUCUUGACUUUCAGGCUUUGCAUUUUGUAUAUGGGAAGAAAUCUGACAAUCCUACUUAAUUAGACAAUAGACCCGAAGCCCUUACGUUGAUGCAUUUUGUUUUAAAAACAGGCCUUGUUUUUCAGCUUCAUCUGCAGUUCUAUGUGAAGAUUGAUAAAUCAGUUUUUACUUGUUUUAUUAAUAAAACGUAAUUUGGAUA